This is a messenger RNA of Solanum stenotomum, 1002 nucleotides long. RefSeq lists its product as uncharacterized. The record is from RefSeq and is a predicted model, not a curated record. The coding region runs from base 1 to 1002 and encodes 333 amino acids. The transcript is spliced from 3 exons. NCBI's taxonomy places the organism in Eukaryota, Viridiplantae, Streptophyta, Magnoliopsida, Solanales, Solanaceae.
AUGUAUCCAUUAUGCAUUGACACAAAUGAAAAGAUUGGCAGUGAUGUACAUAAUUUUGAUGGAACAUGCGGAGAAAUUACGUGUGUAGAAGGCACAACACAUGAUACAGAAGCUCUUGCGGUGGUUGAAUCAAGAAUUUGUGAUUCGUAUUACAUUCCAGAAUUGGAAGUUACAAAUUACAUAAUUAAUUCAAAUAGUAUAGAGGUGAAGACAGGUCAAUUAUAUAAGGAUAAAGCAACACUCGUCGAUGUGAUGGCGAAAUAUAAGAUAAAGAACAACUUCAAUUGCAAAGUAAAGAGAUCUGAUAUACAAAGUUAUGUGUUGGUAUGCUUUUCGGAUGAAUGUGGCUGGACUAUGAAGGCUUCCUGCAGAAAAAAAUCUAAUGUUUUCAAAGUUAGAUACUUCAAUAGUGAACAUACGUGUCCAAUGCGGGAUAGGGUACUAACCAAAGUCCAAGCAACAAUCGGGUUUGUAAGUGGUGUGACUGCUCCCAAAUUGGUCAACCAUAAAAGAAUUCAUACUCCGAAAGAUAGAAUUGCUGAUAUUAGAAAAUUCUAUGGGGUUCAAAUAUCUUACCAGCAUGCAUGGCGUGCUAAAGAACGUGCACUAGAAAUGAUAAGGGGUAAAUCAUUGGCUGGAUAUAGACAGAUGCCGAGAUACAUAGACAUGCUAAAUACUGUGUAUCCAAAUUCUUAUAUAAGGAUGCAAAAGACUGAGGAAGAUGAAUUUAUGUAUCUGUUCGUAGCCUUAAGACCAUUGAUUAGGGGGUUCGAUUACUGCAGACCAAUAGUUGUUGUCAAUGGUGCACAUCUGGGAGGAGCUUACAAAGGGACAUUUGUAUCAGCAAGCACACUUGAUGGGGUUGCAUAUUUCCAUUGGCAUAUGGUGUUGUGGACACUGAAAAUGAUUGUUCGUGGACAUGGUUCUUCGAACAAUUCAAAAAUGCAUUUGGCGAGCGCGAAGAAAUGUGUGUUGUAUCAGAUAGGAAUGAGAGUAUUAUGA